Messenger RNA from Sphenostylis stenocarpa, 957 nucleotides. The record is from the annotation of a GenBank genome assembly. Lineage: Eukaryota; Viridiplantae; Streptophyta; Magnoliopsida; Fabales; Fabaceae.
AUGAUUUUCGAUGAAGGGUCAAUGCAAUCUAAGUCUAACCUGGACUGCUUCCUCCGCCGUACGACACCUGUUGUUCCGUCUCAGUUUCUUCCCAAGCACGAGAUUCGAAACCUUAACCGUUUGUGGCACCCGUGGGAGAGAGAAGCGGUUGAGUACUUCACUUUGGGCGAUCUCUGGAAUCGGUUCGACGAAUGGAGUGCUUAUGGAGCUGGAGUUCCCAUCUCCUUGUCCAAUGGGGAGACACUUGUACAGUACUACGUUCCUUACCUUUCCGCAAUUCAAAUAUUCACCAGCAACACUUUCAGGGAAGAGACAGAAUCAGGUGAGUGUGAGACAAGGGAUUCGUACAGCGAUUCCUACAGUGAAGAGAGUGAGUGUGAUAAGCUAUGGAGGUGGGAUGGAACUUCAUCAGAGGAGGGAGGAUCUGAGCAUGAUUGUUUGUGGCACAUGAAUGACCGCUUGGGUCACCUUUACUUUCAGUAUUUUGAAAGAUCAACUCCAUAUGGCAGAGUCCCUCUAAUGGAUAAGAUUACUGGGUUAGCAGAAAGAUACCCAGGGUUGAUGUCACUAAGAAGUGUAGACCUUUCCCCAGCAAGUUGGAUGGCAGUUGCUUGGUAUCCCAUAUAUCAUAUUCCCAUGGGGAGAACAAUUAAAGAUCUCUCAACAUGCUUCCUCACUUACCACACACUUUCAUCUUCGUUCCAAGAUACGGAGGUUGAUGAUGAUGCGGAGGGAGGACAGGAGAAGAGGAAAGAAGGUGAAGGAAUUUCGGUGGCAGCAUUUGGUUUGGCCACGUAUAAGAUGCAAGGGAAUUUGUGGGUCUCGGGGAAUUGUGGUAGGGACCAAGAGAGAAUUGUCUCACUGUUGAGCGUGGCAGAUUCAUGGUUGAAGCAACUAAGGGUCCAACAUCAUGACUUUAAUUACUUCAUGGGCGUUCGCCAUGGCUACGGCAAUUAA